UCACCUGGCAGGCAGCUGUAAAAGAUAGUACCUCAGCCUAUUCUAUAGCAUCAUACUGUGAGUGUACUAGAAGCACUUUCUAAAUCUGGAACAGAACAAAGUAUUCCAACAACAAUGGAAACUGCAGUAGCCAUCUCUCUCACUCUGUUCAUACUCACAGGUCUCUGUGCUGGUCAGGGUCUGUUUCCACAAGGUUCUGUGAAUGGAGCAGAAGGAGGGACAGCGAUGUUCAGCACAAAUCUAAUCCCACCAGCCCAGCCGUUCAUAACAAUAUCCUGGAGUGUUGGUGGAGCCAACAUUAUAACCUCUACCGGUGAUGACUCUAUAGGGCCUGGAUACGGAGACAGGAUCACUCUGAACAAAGCUACUGGAUCUCUGGAGCUCAGGAAUCUGACCCUGGCUGACAGUGGAGGAUACAGAGUGGCUAUAACAACAGCUACAGCAGAAACAAUCAAUGGAUCAACUGUACUGGUUGUGUAUGAGAAUGUUUCUGAUGCCAACAUCACAGGACCACCAAACCAUCUGUUUGCAGAUGUGAGCUCCGCCAACUUAACCUGUGAGGCUGCUGGUAACAUCACUACUAUACAAUGGACGAAGGAAGGUCAGCUUCUGUCUGCUGGUGGCAAUAUAUUAUUCUCAGAGGAAAACAGGAAAGUAUCCAUCAGUCCUGUGAAGAGACACGACAGCGGAGAAUAUGUGUGUAAACUCACCAACCCUGUUAGCUCUGCUACUGCCUCCUAUAACGUGAUAGUGAACUAUGGACCAGAGUCCAUGACCAUCCUGGGCAGACACAUCGCUGAGGUGGAGUCAUUCACCCUUAUUUACUGUUCUGUUCAGUCUGUACCGCCUGCUACGUUCACCUGGUUGUUCAACGGGCAGCAGACAGGUGUACAUGAAGCUGGAUACAUCAUAAGGAGCGUCAGCUACAACAACAGUGGGGACUACAGAUGUGAUGCUAGGAAUGAUCUCACCGGAAAUGUUAUCAGUGUGGACCAUAGUCUGUCAGUGAAAGAUAAAACCCCUCCACCCCUAAGCCCAGAGGGAGCAGCAGGUAUAGCAGUUGCUGUGAUGUUGGUAGUGGUUGCUGUAGCUCUUGGUCUCUAUUUCGGCAUAUCUCAUCAACGGAACAAUUCCACAAAUACUACUGGGACAGGAAGCAGCCAUGCACCUGACACCAGCCAUGGACCAGGAACCAGCCUUGCACCUGACACCAGCCAUGGACCAGGAGCAAAAGGUGGUCGUGUGUAUGAGAAUGUAGGACCUCCAUUACCACCUCCAAGAGGCUCCAACAUAUACAACAGAAGUAUAAAGUGAGCAGCUGUUUCAACUAAUCGUCCACAGUUGGCUAUGGAUUCACCCAUCAGGUUUUACACCGUAAUCAAAUAAAUGCAGAGAGGACAAACAUUCACUGGAGGACCAGCCAAGAAGACUAGAAACUAGACCCUACUGGACUCCACUACUGAGUAGACACUAGUCUUUGUACUGUACAGCUCAGCCAUCCAGCUAUGUAUACAGUACUUGCUCAAUGUAAUGCGUUUUCAUAGAAACCUCCCCUACUGAACCACAUUUUGCAACAGGUAACAGCAACUUUUUUUCACUGAAAGGAGGAAGAUGAGAGGAAGAUGGAGUAAUCCUGUUGUGCUUGCUGAAUCCUCACAAAACUAGUGAGAACUAGACUGCCUAUGUGGCUCUGGCCAAAAUAAGUGCACUAUAUAGGAUGCGAAAUAUUAACUGAAAUUCCAAUAAAAGAAUGGUGUUAAAUGUU
This is a messenger RNA of Oncorhynchus masou masou (cherry salmon), 1765 nucleotides long. RefSeq names its product carcinoembryonic antigen-related cell adhesion molecule 6-like. NCBI's taxonomy places the organism in Eukaryota, Metazoa, Chordata, Actinopteri, Salmoniformes, Salmonidae. The record is from RefSeq and is a predicted model, not a curated record. The transcript is spliced from 10 exons. The coding region runs from base 115 to 1314 and encodes 399 amino acids.